Cicer arietinum (chickpea) is the source of this 785-nucleotide messenger RNA. It is a transcript of the gene LTP2, whose product is annotated as putative lipid transfer protein GPI-anchored. Lineage: Eukaryota; Viridiplantae; Streptophyta; Magnoliopsida; Fabales; Fabaceae. Gene Ontology annotation, molecular function: lipid binding. The record is from RefSeq and is marked provisional. Gene Ontology annotation, biological process: lipid transport.
AACCUUCAAACGCACUUAUUUGUGUGUUAACAAGAAAAUGAAGUUAACGUUUGUGUGUGUUUUGGGUCUGAUUAUGAUCAUAGGUGGUUCUGAAGGAGCCGAAGAUUUGGCUCAGAAAUGUGGACAAGUGGUUCAAAAGGUGAUUCCAUGUUUGGAUUUUGCAACUGGGAAAGCAUUAACACCAAAAAAGGAAUGCUGUGAUGCAGCAAAUAGUAUAAAGGAAACGGAUCCAGAGUGUUUGUGUUAUAUAAUUCAACAGACACAUAAGGGUAGCCCUGAAAGUAAGAGUUUGGGUAUUCAAGAGGAUAAACUUCUUCAACUACCUACUGUUUGUAAAGUCAAAAAUGCCAAUCUCACUGAUUGUCCUAAACUUCUGGGACUAUCUCCAAGUUCCCCUGACGCUGCAAUAUUUAAAAAUGCAUCAAAGUUAAGUCCUCCUUCAACUCCAUCUGCAUCUGCUGAUCAAACUUCAACCCCACCCACCCCAAGUGAUUCAUAUAUGGUUAGACCUCUUAUGAUGACAGAAGUGAUUGUGAUGACUUUGGCUAUUCUUGCUGUUGCUGUACCUACCGGAUUUAUCAGCAUUUAUACAUGAUGUGGUAGAUAGGAGGGUGUUUUAAUGCUUCACCUAACUGUCUUGUGCUUCCGUUAUUUUCUUUCCUGCUUAUCUGUUUUCUUUAGGACUUUUUUAUUGCUUUGUAUCUAUGCUCUGUUGCUUUUUAUUUCUUUUCAGUUUGUUGAAACAUUUCUCAUCCCACAUUAAUACAACUAUCUAUGUCAAUUCA